Oryzias latipes (Japanese medaka) is the source of this 1182-nucleotide messenger RNA. NCBI's taxonomy places the organism in Eukaryota, Metazoa, Chordata, Actinopteri, Beloniformes, Adrianichthyidae. The record is from RefSeq and is a predicted model, not a curated record.
UUCUUAUGAAGUGUCGCUGCAACUGUGGUUUGAAUGAUGUUUGUUUGAAUGUUGUUUGUUUUAAAGUAGCUUCUUUAACGGGUGUUUCUGUCUGUUGGUCGUCGGCUACACCUUCACUUUUUGUUUGUUUCUGGUUGGGCAGCAGAACGAAGCUAGCUUUGGCUGAAAAAAUGGAGUCUGUGAGAAAAGUGGAGAAGGUGGCAAAGAAGAGAUCAGCUGCUGUCUUCGAGGAAGGAGCGGAUGAAUGUGCUGCUGGGAAUGAGGUUCAGUCUAUGUUGGAAAAGUUUGGGGCUGAUAUCAACAAGGCGAUGCAGGUCAAGCAAAAGCACCUGGAGUGUCUGACUAAGAACCACAUGACAGGAAGUCAGCACAAACUGGAGCAUCUGUGGAGCAACUACCAUGGCCAGAGGAAGAAGACAACGCAGCAGUUCUCUCAGCGGGUGUCUACUGCCUUUCAGCAGUGGGAGGCUGAAGCACAUCGCACCGAAGAGCAGGAGGAGAAGCUCAGCAAUUUGUUCCGGCAGCAGCAGAAAGUCCUGCAGCAGGCCAGAGUUGCACAGAACCAGAAGCUGAAAGUAGUCCGAGAGUUGUAUGAUCAGUUUGUGAAGAACAUGGAGGAGAUGGAGAAGAGUCAGAACGAGUUCCUGCAAGCAGCACAGGAAGAACUGAAACGAGAAAUGGCCACGCUGCAGAAGAAACUACUCAUGGAAGCACAACAACAGGAGAUGGCAACAGUCCGCAAGUCCCUGCAGACCAUGUUCUUCUAGACUUCUGGUGACAGACAAGCUGCACAUAAAUGUUGCUCCAGUCUGAGCUGUUCAUAAUGCUGUCCCAUGUUUUUGUCUUUGUCUGGCAUUGCACAGCAGACCUUUUUAUCUUAUCAACUUAUUCAAACAUUGUGUCUGCUGUGCUGAGCAUGCUCAGUUUGGCCAUGUAAGCUGCAGAAAUGCAGAAAUGUUCAGGUGAAAAAGAAAGCUAAAAGAUGUGAGUUUAUUUUCAUGGUCCUCUGUUUUAGUUUGUAUGUUUUCUAUUUGAUUCUUUUUUGUACUUAUAUUAAUAAUAUAUGUUAUUUAUUUUUAUUACUCUGAAACAUUUCUUCUGUAUUUUUAUGGUUUUGGCUUCUUUUCUGUAAUGCUGAAAUGAAUCUUGUUCAAUAAAGUUUCUGUGCUUUUAAAGUAAAAA